UACCAAUUAGUGGCUACGCUAUCUAAUGUGAAGGUAUAUUGAAAUAGUUAGCAGUUGCACACCUUUCUGUGGUCCCAUUAUCUAUUCUAAUUACGAAAAAUACUUUAAAUUUUCAACUUCAAUUGCCCAAUUUAAAGAAAUGUGCGAUAACAAGUAAGUAUAAUUAAUUGAACGAACCUUAUCGCAGCUGUUAAUUAUAAAUAAUAAACCAUUAUCGUAAAUUAAUUACAGUAAUCUCUCUUUCGUAAAUAGCCCCCAGCGAAUUUUAUCUCGGCCCAAAUUUAUUCGAAAUAUUUGUUAUAUUAACUUUUUCCGCAUUAUUCCGAUUACACCGGAAUAUUUGGCAUUUUUACACCUGCUUAAUAUGCCAUAACCUCCAAUUUAUCGUUCCAUUAUCUAAUGGGCUCGUAAAAAGACUUAUAAAAAGUAUGACUAAAAUGUUUUUGUUAGUUUUAAAAUGAUUUUUUAUUCGAGAAUAUUCCCUUUAUUAGCGCGAAAUGCUCUAGUUUUUAAUAAAAAUGUUACCAUCAGGUCUUUUAACUUUGUUUCUGUAAGGCCCAAUCCGAAGAUUAUCGAUGGGAAAAAAAUCGCCCGGGACAUCCAGAAGGAGCUGCGGGUGGAGCUGGACGAAUGGAUGGGUUCGGGCCAUCGAGCGCCCUGCUUGAUAGCCAUUUUAGUCGGCGACGAUCCGGCCAGCGAAAAAUACGUCCAAAACAAGAUGAUAGCGGCCGAAAAUAUAGGCAUCAAAAGCAGCACCGUCAAACUGUCCAAGACCGUGUCAGAAGAGGACGUCAUCAACAAAAUAAAGGAGUACAACGAGAACCCCGACGUGGACGGCAUUUUGGUGCAGCUGCCCGUGCCCGAGCACAUCUCCGAAAGGAACGUUUGCAACGCGGUUGAUCCGCGGAAAGACGUCGACGGGUUCCACAUGACCAACGUGGGGAAACUGGCCAUCAACAUGGACACAAUGGUGCCCGCCACGGCCCUCGGCGUCAUAGAACUCAUCAAAAGGUCGCAGAUAAAGACCUUCGGGAAAAACGUAGUGGUUUGCGGCAGGUCGAAAAACGUCGGUCUUCCCAUCGCCAUGCUGCUGCAUUCCGACGAGAAAAACGAAUGUCCCGGAUUGGAGGCCACCGUGACCAUCUGCCACAGGCACACCCCUCCGGAGGAGCUGGAGUUCUUCACUAAACGAGCGGACAUCGUCAUUAGCGCAACAGGUGUCGUCGGUUUGAUCAAACCCGAUAUGAUAAAACAAGACGCGUGCGUUAUCGAUGUCGGAAUCACGAGAAUUACCACCGAGGAUGGUAAAUCGAAACUCGUUGGAGACGUGGAUUUCGAAGGUUGUUUCGAUGUGGCUGGCCACAUAACUCCCGUGCCUGGUGGUGUAGGUCCAAUGACGGUGGCAAUGCUGAUGUCAAACACUAUGAAGGCGGCAAAAGCGUUGGCCUUGUGAUACUUCAUGUUUGUUUUCUUUUGCGGGGUAUUCGUUAAUGUUUAUUGUUAACUAAGUAUGUAAAUUAUUACUUAGUUCAGUAUUAUAAUUUAUGUAAUUUUAUAUAUGUAAUAUCGAAUAAAAGUUUUUAUUGGUUAA
Molecule: messenger RNA, 1591 nt
Organism: Phyllotreta striolata
Lineage: Eukaryota; Metazoa; Arthropoda; Insecta; Coleoptera; Chrysomelidae
Source: the annotation of a GenBank genome assembly